Hydractinia symbiolongicarpus is the source of this 3762-nucleotide messenger RNA. RefSeq lists its product as uncharacterized. Lineage: Eukaryota; Metazoa; Cnidaria; Hydrozoa; Anthoathecata; Hydractiniidae. The record is from RefSeq and is a predicted model, not a curated record. Bases 244 to 1740 code for a protein of 498 amino acids. The transcript is spliced from 10 exons. Gene Ontology annotation, biological process: signal transduction.
UCAUUUGUUUUCUAUUUCUUUUAAUAACUAAGAGUAAACAGAAUAAAAAAAGAAGGCAAGAAGAAAGAAAUUAAAAACGAAGAAGAAGAAUUAAAAGAAAAAGGGUUUUGCAACGACUAUUAUUGGAGAUUGGUUUAUUGUUCAGAGUUUUGUUGUUUACAACUCAAAAAAAUUAAUUUAUAAAUAACAUCUUACCGAAAUUUUGAAAGAUAUGUGAAUUAGCUAUCACUAACGACAGCAACUAUGUCUUAUGGUAUUCGAUUUCUGGUCCGUAUAAUGUUUUAUUUUAACCUUUGUUUGCUGUUGUUCACACAAGCAAGUGUGGCAUCUGAAAAGAAGAAGAAACGCUGCAAGAAAGUUUGUCAUAAAGACUUUGAAAAAUUGGAGCAACGUGUUCGUGACUUAGAAGCGAAAUUAGAUGCACUGCUAUCACCGAAGACGCAAGUAAAAUACAUUCAGGGGCCAAAGGGAGACAAAGGUGACAGAGGGCCAAGGGGUCCAAUGGGUCUUCAAGGCGACCGUGGAUACACCGGACCACGAGGUCCCAAGGGAGAAGACGGUUCAUCUUUAUCAAAACUGCCAAAAUGCGAUCCCGGCUAUUUUGUCACAUCGGAUGGGACAAGACUAUACUGCAUGAAGCUAGGCAUCCAAGUACCGACAAAUCCAUUAGCGAUUACAACUCCGACUCCACAAACAAGUUCAGGUCCACCAACAAUAGCUGCAGAAAUGGAGAAACAGAUAACAAAAUUCCGCAAGAAGCAUAUGAUUCAAAACUUAUAUGCAGAUACAUGGGAUUUGCAUUCGUUUAUUUGGAAACAAAACACUUACCUUGGAAUUUCGCAACUAAGCUCCAAGACAUUCACAUUGUAUAAGUGGGUGCACAACAUAUUCGUUGAAAAAGCUAUUUUAACUAUCCCUUCAGCAAGACAAUGGACAUCGUUUGAAUGGCAAGGCCACCUGUAUAUUGUAAUAGCGUGCAAUACACGUGGAAAAGAUGGAGAACCAGGCAGUUCAUAUCUGUAUAAAAUGGCGUCCUAUGACACCAUAGAACUCUUUCAAAAGCUUGAAACAACAACAGCAUUUGGUGUGGACACUAUUAAAAAGCAUGGUCAAAUAUAUAUCACAUUUGCUUACCUCUAUGGCGCGAAAUCUGAUGUUUUCAAGUGGCAAAAGGAUAAAUUUGUAAAAGAUCAUACUAUACCAGUCAGUGGUACAGAUAUUGAUGCGUUCCAUAUCGGGCAUCGAGCCUUCUUGGCUGUCGUAGGUACUACAUCACGUGAUUCUUUUGCGUACUUACUGGAAUACCAAAAUGGAAAAUUUGUUCCCUUUAAAAACAUUCCAGCUGGCACACGACCGUACGGUAUAAAACACAUAAAAGCUGGAAAAGAGCAUUUCUUGGGAAUUGCAAGAUACGAUUUAAAGAGUUCUUUAUUGAUGAAAUGGAAUGGAGAAACAUUCGAAGAGUCGCAGAAAAUUGGAUCUUGCAAGGCACGUGAUUUUGCCGCCAUCACAACAAGGCAAAUGAAUAAAUCAAUUACAUAUAUGGCUAUCAUAAACUUUGAUUGCAAACCAGUAAUCUAUAUAUACGAUGAAAAGAGAAAGAUAUUUAUAAAACUUCAACAAACUGAUUCCAUUAGGACGAGAGACAUUGAAUUUUUACGGAUGCCGAACAGCGAUGUUGUUUAUCUUGCAGUGGCGUCCAAUCGAAACACAGCGAUUUAUGCUGGCGCUGCAUCUUGAUGAACCAAGCAGAAUGGCGGUUUGGUGACACAUCCAUGCAGCAAGCAUGAGUCGAGUAUUGUCCUUCCCGCUGCGAUUUAGUCUUGUGUUUUGCAAGAGAAACCCAAAUCUUUUUGGAAACUACCUAAAUAUUGUUACAUAUCUGUCGUAGGUAAUAAUCAAGAAAACGACUUUCAUUUUUGUAAUGCUGAAACCCAUGACUUGUUUUACGCUGAUAUAUAUUCACGGAAAAUUGGAGAAAGAACAGUGGAUAUUACGUAACUCUCUUUUUAUUUGAGAAACGAAAUUAAUUAUAUGGUAUUUAAUUUUCUUAUAGUGAGUGUGAUCCGCGAAAUAUUUAUAAUUUAUUUAUUUGUACCAAUAAAUAUUAUUUUUAUAUUUGGGAUGACAAUAUUUUAAUAAGACUAUUAGAGCCAAGGAUUUAUUAUGCGGAAUUCUAACAAAUAUUGCCUUCAUUACCUUACAUUUAUCCCAAGCAAAAAUUGACUCUACUAUGAAUAACAUUGCUAGAGACACUUUGUCUAAAACAUUGGGUGACCGAGAACAAUACGCCAGUUCUUGUGUUCAAAUAAAUGAAUUUGCAACUGUUAUAUUAAAACAAUUCAUUACGGCCUCCUUUUCAUAUCUCGAAGUUAGGUGAUCCAUUAGUCAUAACGAGUUAUUACCAAUACAUGGCUUGGCUGUACCUCGGCCUUCCGUUGACGACAAUGGUUUCGUCAUGUAGGGCAAAAUAAAAAGUUUUUUAACUAUUGUCCAAACCCUUUUCCUUCAGUGCCAUAUUAUUUUUGUGUUAAUACAUCUGUUUUAUUUUUAACCAAACAGAAACAAACAAGUGUUAUGUAUAUUUUAUUUUGAAAGGAAUGCUUGGAAAUCGUCGAUGUCGUGUUGUGCAACAAAUACUUUUAAAAUACUAAGUAAGCCCGGUAGCCUUCGUACACACACACACAAACACAUACACACUUUUUUCUGUGACAAAAUGAGUGAGCUAGUCCUUUGUAAUUUCGCUGUCCUUUUUCUAACAUUUCUUCUGCCGGGCCUGUAAAGUGUUUUUAUGCCUCUGGUUCUGCCGUGAAACGUGAGAUCCUUUUUGUAGAAAAGAUGGUUUUGUGUUGAACUUUGCUGCAAUAAGGGAAGUACGUGGUAUAAGCACAGUCUGGAAAGUUUUUUUAAACGAAUGUACAGAAUUAGAACAAAAAAUCAAUAUUUAUCGACCACUAUUGAAUUCAUAAUGGUUUAUUUUCUUCUGUACAUUAAUAUUGCUCUUUUUAUCAAAAACUUUACGUUUCAUAGUUUGUACAUAUUGUGUUUCUAAUAAUCUUUAGAAGAUCCAUAGUAUAUGAACGUGUAAAAAAAGUAAAGUUAUUGUUUUGUUGUCUUCUGGCUUUCCAUAAAGAGUAAAGUGUUCUUUCUAAUUUUGUUCUUUAUGCUCAGGCGGCAACCUCGACCCGCGGACUCUUUGACUCUUUUUAUAUACCGGGACGGCGAGCAAAAAGAGAAAAAAGCCUGGGAUCGAGUUUGCUCUGGCGGUUUAAACUAUAUAAUCUUGCCUUUACAUCUCUAUUUCAAGGGACAUAAUUAGCGGACAAAAAGCUAUUUUAGUACUUUUUAUAAAUUGUAUAAAAAGCAAUGAUUCAAUGUUUAUAAGCAAUACAAUAAAACCUGUAAUUAGUCUGAUUCUGCGCGAAAUUUAUUUUGAUCAGGAAAGGUGAGAUAUUGCCUUAAUAAAAAUACGUCUACGGCCACAUACGUUUUCGUGAUUUACACACUAUCAAGCUUUAGCAUUCAAAAUUGCGUCUAGACACGCUUUCUGUCUAAAUAUUGCUCAAAUUUUGCCUUAUCUUUAAGGAUUUAUUUAACUCUGCCGUCAUUUUUUUAUUCCUCACGAAAGGUGAUCACAAACACGUUAAAUGGUAGUAACGAUGAGGCUAUUUAAAUUUUUUAAAGUUUAUUUGAAUUUUUUUGCUUAUCAUUAUGUAUGCAUGGGAUAAUUAAGUUUAAUAUAUUGUACUAAGCCUUCCCUCA